Molecule: messenger RNA, 4404 nt
Organism: Plodia interpunctella (Indianmeal moth)
Lineage: Eukaryota; Metazoa; Arthropoda; Insecta; Lepidoptera; Pyralidae
Gene: Lnk
Product: Lnk
Exons: 5
Coding region: 196-1614 (472 amino acids)
Biological process (GO): intracellular signal transduction
Cellular component (GO): plasma membrane
Molecular function (GO): transmembrane receptor protein tyrosine kinase adaptor activity
Source: RefSeq, a predicted model, not a curated record
UCAGUAUGGCAACAAAACUUGUUUUUGCGAGAAAACUGUGAAGUGCAUCGUGAUAUUAUUUUUUUAUUUUGAUUGCUAAAUUGUUAUGAGGAGAUUUACGGGUGCGUAAUUUAGUGACAGGUGUGUGGAGUUAGUGUAUUAAAUGUUGUGCACACGGAAACAUCACAAGUGGAGCUGUUAAAGAGAUUGCUUGCCAUGGCGGGUCCUUCGGACGGCGAGGUCGAUGGCUGGGUGGACUUCUGCGAGCGUCAAGCCAGAUCCGCCGCUCAGGACUUCGCCAAGGCAUGCAUACAAUACUUACAGACCAACACAAACGACCAUGUUGCUCGCCCGCCAGUCGCCAACAAGGAGUUCAUGAAGAAAUUCUGUGAAUGUUUUUCAGAACAUUUCGACUUCGAAAUGGUUAAACUAAAGGCUCUACAUAAAGUGCCGAAUGGAACGCAUGCAGGACACGACGAGAGUGACUAUUCAGAGGAUACUGAUUCGCCAAAAACACAACAUAAGCCUUUUUUUCGGAGGUUAUCAUUUAAGGGUCUUAGAAGAGGUAAAGGGUUAUUCCAGAAACAGCAUUCGGACGAAGUUGAAUUAUCGUCAAAUUUGAACAAACACAACAAGACUAAGUUAGCUAAAAUAGUGGUAGAAUGUAGGAAAGAAGGUUUGGUUAAUUAUUUAACUCCUGAGAGUUUGGAACAGCCAGGGAGCCCUCAGAAAUGGGAGAAAUGUAGACUAGCACUUGUAAAGACUGUCGGGGGGUAUAUGCUGGAGUUCUACUCGCCCCCUAAGUCCCAGAAGCCACGUAGUGGAGUGUUUUGUUUUCUAAUAUCAGAGGCUCGAGAAACUACAGCUCUAGAGAUGCCAGAUCAUGAAAAUACUUUUGUACUGAAGGCAGACAACAACAUGGAAUACGUGAUAGAAGCUGAGGACGUAGACGCCAUGAAAUCGUGGCUGGCCACGAUCAAGUACUGCAUGCGGUCGGCGCCGACCGCACAGCCGCCGCCCGACGCCGCGCCCGGCGCCGCCGACGCCGCGCCCGACCUGCCGCCGCGCAGGGACCUGCCCGCCAGCUCUAGUCAUCUUGACCUAGCUACUGACACGCCUGAUGAUGCUGAGUUAGGAUCAAUAGCGGAGGAAGCCUGCGAGUCCUCCCGCGUGUCGCUAGCGGAGUGGCCGUGGUUCCACGGCACGCUGGCGCGCGCGGCCGCCGCCGGCUGCGUGCUGGCGGGAGGCGCGGCCGCGCACGGCUGCUAUCUCGUGCGCCAGAGCGAGACUCGCCGGGGCGAGUACGUGCUCACCUUCAACUUCCAGGGCCGCGCGAAGCACCUCCGCAUGACGCUGAGCGAGUCGGGCCAAUGCCGAGUGCAGCACCUGUGGUUCCCCAACGUGCACGACAUGCUGGAGCACUUCCGGGCGCACCCCAUCCCCCUCGAGAGCGGCGGCGCCGCCGACGUCACCCUCACCGAGUACGUCGUCUGCCAGGGCGGGAACCGCACGCAACUUGGAGUAACUCAUGGAAGCGAUGUGCGUAUGCGCAGGGCUGAGCUUGAAGCCCUAUUGGUCGCAAGUGGCGCACAUCACGACAUCCGUGCUGUAGACAAUCAAUAUAGCUUCGUAUAGAUGGAAUGCAGGGACGAAUUCAGACAUAAAAUUUACGUGAAAAUCAUAAAAAAUAUUAUCACUUAAAUUUUGUCUGUUACUAAUAGGCGGGCAUGUAUUUUAUUUAGUUUAUUGAAAUGGUGAAAUGAAAUUAAAAUAUAAACAGGAAUAAAUAUUGUAGUAUAUUAUAUACUUAAGACUUAUCAGUCCCUAUUUAUCAGUGGCAGUGCUAGAUAAAAAAAAACGUAAGAUGUGUUCAAAACAUAGUUAAAUAAUAACGCUCCAUAAACCUGAAUCACUGCUAUAUAUCAUUGGACACUGUUCAUCGAAUGAGAGUGUUCAUAAUUACUCGUAUGCUAUGGGUGUCUAAACAUAAUUUUUAAAAAUUGUAUUUAAACACGUCACACUACAAACUAUGUUAUACAGGUUAGAGGAGGGGUCCAUUGUGUGGCCGGGGGCAGAAUCGUAACCUCACAAUUCACUCAUCAGGCGUUCUCAUCAACUUUGUCCAAGCAAUUUGAUGAGAAUGGGAAAGCCAAAUCGAAUUAUACAUUAGGUGUGAUCAUAAAGCUAAGGUAGACUAAGCAUAGGUAAUACUGGGGCCUGAGAGAAAGUUCAUGUAUUGUUAUCUCUAUCAUCUGUGUGUUCUUGCGUGAAAGGUAUAACUAAGUAUAUGGUAAUUUGACGUUAUACCUCGCAAUACACAAGAAAUUAUGUUACCCAAGCGAGAGGAGGUGGAGGUCGGGUCACAGAUGAAAAAGAUUGCAAUGUGCCUUGCAUCAAAGUUUUUGGGGGUGCGGGCUCCAGUACUAUUUUUCGACCUCAUAACCUGAAGCUAUAGAGGUUGAAAAAUAUGUGACGUCACAAUUUUAUGCAAAUGUAACAAGACCUUGGUGUCAAAAAAUCAUUAAAUAUGUGUGAUGUAAUUUAUUCUUAUUGUAGGUAUUUAUAUCAAAUUUUUAUGUUGUAUGGAUGUUUGAUAAAUCUUAAUUUAUUGUAAGAGCUAGGUAAUCUGUUUUAAUUAUUUAUUUUCAUUGUAUUAAGUAGUUGCUGUUAGAAUGAUUACGUUAUAGGCAUAAUAUGUAUGUAACAUUCAAUUAACAUAAUGUAUAUCAAUUCGGUAGGGGUCAAGGAUCUUAACGUGUUUAUUGAUUGGCAAGUCAAAAAUAAAUUAUUUAAACUUAUACUAAAACAUUCUUUAGGAAAUUGUGUUCUUUUGUUUGUGCAAUAAAUUCAAUAUAUAUUUUAGGUUUACAAUUAUAAUAUAUGGGUUUAAGGCAUAGCCAAUUUCUAAUUUUAAGCUUGGCACUCAAAAUAUUACUUGACUGUAAUCUAGGAAAAUUCUUAAACUUGUUUUUGGUACAUACAUAAUAUUACCACACCUAUUUCCCAUUCGGGUGGGCUAUGUGUGUAUGUAUCUGGUACAUUUAAUUUUUAUUUAUUUAUGUAACUUUGUCACAAAAACAUGCAAAAAGCUGACUUAACUCUGCGCCAUGAGAGUUAUAUCGAUUUUGCAUAUAUUUUACAUUCUUUAAAUAGGUCAGUAUUAUGGUGAAAGGCUAGAUAAAUUUCAAGAAACAAAGUUUCAUACUAAUGCCGUUUUAGGGCGAUAUUAUGUUGUGUCUAGUCAUGCUCAUACAAUAAGCACAGCUAGAGCCCUUACAUUCCCCUAUUUGUGGAACAUUUGGGAAGUCGGUGUACAUAUAUCUCUAUGUCACGGCUAAACCUAGGCGAGCCGGUCUCACUCGGUUACAUCUAGAUGUAAUCUAGUAGGACUGACAUUUAGGUGUAACCAAAACAACAUGAGAAUUCACUCUUUUGAUAAUUAAUUGAAUGACUUUAGAAAAAGUUAUAGAAAAGGAAUGUAACAAAUAUGUUUAGAUGUUAUGAAUUGAAAAUGUCUUAUCAAUUUUAGAUAUAUAAUUCGAUGCGAGGUAAAGAAAGAAAAUUGAUAUAAUUAAACAUAUGUAUGUGUCUAAUAAAUAAAUAUUGUUGGAAUUGAGAAAAUAACAUUGUGUAAGUAUUAAGAUGGUAAUAAGUUUUAUGGACAUAAGCUGUAUUAUUCGAUUUUAAUUUGGAUAUACAACAGUAACUACGAGCCAAAUAUUUGUACAUGUUUAUAGGAUUUUAUACGGAAAAUAUACGCGUUCUGCAUAGCAGGGCUUGAAUAAAAACAUUUGGUUAAAAAUAACGAUACAGGAUAUUUUUUAGUAAUUAAAAUAUUUUUUUACAAAAAUAAAAUUGACACGCAUCUGUAGCGUACAUACUACCUAGGUAUAUUGUAGUCCUAACUAAACGUGUACAUGUUACGGUUAAACUCCGUAGUGCGGCUACAGCCUAUGUCUAACCAGCACCUGCAGAGCAAGCUUAAAAAAUCCUGCAAAAAUUUAUAAUAACAAUAAAGCUUCCGUAGCACAUACGUGAAGUGGAAUAGUUUUAUACUACUAGAUUUAUUUAACCUAUGUCACUGUCAAGCCCUGCUACCUAAUCUACACAAUAUAUUAGUUAUGGUAAAUUUUCUUUGCUUACACGUCUUAUAUCAAUGAAUUAUGUACAAUAUAUGUACAUUUAUUUACUCACAAUAAUUUGAGCCGCGCAAGCGCCGUUUUACCGAUAUAAAGAACUGUCGGUAAAACAGUCUAUGUGGUCCAACUACUCAUCUUAUAAUCAAGUAUUUCUUCAAGCUGAAUACCUACAGAAUUCAUUUCAAGUAUAAUUUCAUAGCAUUCAUUGUAAUAUCAGGGCUACAAGAAACAUUCCUUAUAAAUGGUAUGUAAUUUUUGAACGAAAUAAAACUUAUAUUUUGUAAAA